This is a messenger RNA of Symbiodinium pilosum, 7193 nucleotides long. NCBI's taxonomy places the organism in Eukaryota, Dinophyceae, Suessiales, Symbiodiniaceae. The record is from the annotation of a GenBank genome assembly.
AUGGAAGUACAGUCGCGCCCCCCUCCUCCAAGCUCGCCGCCGCCCCCUCCAGAGGCAUACAAGCCUCGGGAAGCUGCAUUCUAUGGCAGGCUGAAGGAGGCGACGAUAGACCUAGGAUCAGCGCACAUCGAUUCCCUGCGCGCUAUCUUCACUUCUCGUAUCCUUCAGACCCGGGCCCGCCUUCAUGGCCUGACAACCGGCAAUGCGCACGAAAUACACGAUCCAAAGCACUUGUCUGGUCUUCGAGGCAACGUCCUCGCCAUUGGGCUGGGCCUCUUGGAGAGGACUGAGGCAGUCUUGGACUUGCUGUUGCAGCUAGCGGAUACAGAGGGCCAAGAUCAUCACGUGGCUGCAAUCAAGGAGGAUGAUGAAUGUGAACACGACAGAAGAGCCGGCUUUUUGCAGGUACCCCGCGUUCUGUCCGCACAGGUCUUUCAGUCUUUCGCUAUGCCGCUGACCAGAUCUCGCACCGUCAAGGUGACAAUAAUUGGCGUGCAGGACACGUGUGUUUCAAUUCUACAGCUCCUCCGGGUGCAAGAGCUCUGGCAGACGCUUCGUGGUCUUCACAGCUGGGCUCAGGAGAAGCAGAAGGAACUCACAGAUGAAGGCUCUACAGAAAGACCAGCUGUCGCUGUUCGUGCUGCAAACAUUGCGCGACGGGGAUGUGAAAAACUGCUGGGUGACAGGCUAGGACGGCUCCUAGACAGUCAUGUGUUUGUGUACAUCUUGGGUCGGCAGCCUGAUGAUGCUACCGAGGAGGUUCGAAGUAAUCUCGAGGAAGUUGGACAGGCUCCAGGCUUAUUAGUGGAGGAGAUCUUCCAAGAAGUUUCUCCAAGCGAACAUAGAAUAGUGCAGCUUGCAGACCUUGGGGAACUGCAGAGCGGAAGCGGACGCGGAAUACAUCUAGUGGUCAAGAAUUCUUUCUUCGAAUUGGUCGAGGAGGACAGUCCACGAGAAAUGCGACGAGCACGGUCCUGCGAUGCGGUGCUGACUCUAGGCCUCGAGCACGCGCUUCAGGCUGAAGCCUCAGCGUCGCUUGCUUCUCAAGGCUCAGUGCCAAGAAGUCAUGCAGAAGUUCGCGAAGGUGCUGAUCACACUACGGCUUCUUGCCUAGUUGCUGCUGGAAAUGCCAGCAGCUGUGAUGCUGGGAAUUCUGGCGAACAGAGUGAGCGCAGUGCCGAACACACAGUCGGCGAUGCUGCGGCGUCAUCAUCCAGACCUUCAGCACCUUCAAGAAUAGAUGAACACUUGCAAGAGGAUGGGCUUAUCCAUGACACAAGCCCAACUCAUCAAGGCGACGUCAUUGCAGAUGCUGACAGAAUGACUGUGCGCGACCUAGUACGCUCGGAGCAAUAUCCUGGACUUGCUCGACCGGGCCUCAUCGAGGUCUUUCUGGUCACAUUGAGCGGUACAGAAACAGAGUGGGUGGAUGAGGUCGCAGAGUCGCCGGGCGAAAGCACGGCUCAUGCUGCUGGAGAUGAUGAAGGCAUAGCAGUACUGCACCCUGGUGAGCCUGUGGCGGCCCACUUGACUGUGCGGUCAGUUUUGGUGGUCAGCUGUGAUCAGGGCAAGGAGUUUCUUAUUCAAUGGUCAAGGCCUGUGGUGGCUGGUGCAGGACAGCGCCGCGCUUACAUCUCUUUUGCAGUUUCUGGUACCGUGCCCAAGCUUGCAGACUUUGUAGUGCGAAUGCUUCGAAUUCAAGUCGCAGUUAGCCUAGUGCUUCCUGGUGGCCGCUGCAAGGUCCAGCUGGAAGCCUGGGUGGAAGCGGCAGACGGUGUCGACAUGCAUCAUUUGUGCAAAGAAGACUUCUUGAAACUGCCAAAGCGAUGUCCACCACAUCAAAUGUUAAAGGACAGGAAGCUUCUGGAAUGGCGCAGCAUAAGCUUUCAAAGCAUCGUGACCGGCGAGCUGAAGAGAUCAACAGCUGCAAUCAGCCAUGUUUGGCUGAGCAAGAAGCAUUUCGACCCAGAUGGGCUGAAGCUUGCGAGAUUGAAGGAGGUCCUUGAAAGCGAGGCGUGCCGAUGGAUCGAGUAUAUUUGGCUUGACUUUAUAUGUGUUCCUCAGCCUUGGAAUGACGAGGGAGUGUAUGAGCAUUUCUGCAAAGAAGACGAGCUCAUCGUCAAGCAAGCCAUCGAACAAUGCCUUCCCAAUUUAUUUCUUGGUGCGACUGUUGUGGUUCUUUGGGAUGAUGGCUUUGAUGACAAGCUCUGGCCGGCCGCUGAGCUUUUUGUGGCUUGCAAGACGCCUACAAUACUGGGGUUGACCCCAAGUUUGGCAGAACAUCACCGGCCGCUCUUUGCAUGCAUGCAGAGCCAUGAGGGGCAAGAAAGCAAGAUUCAGGAGCAGGUCUUAAAAGCCUGGGCAGCUACGACAUCAGCAGUUGCGGCCAAUCUGCUCACGGAAGAGAAGUUCAAAGCAACGGUAGCAAGAGACAAAACCGUGGUUACACGCCUCAUCAAGAAUAUGGACGAGACCUUGGCUCAACUGUUUCGAGAACAUCCUUCUCUGUUCACGCCUCGACAUGCAAUUGCAGGAUUAAGCUGCGUGAAGGCACGGUGCAAGCUAGAUUUCACAAUUGAUGUCAAGCAUAUCAAUCGCCUGCUGAACCGCAAAACUGCCAUCAUGCUGGUUGCUGAAUACGGCCUGGUCGACGUGCUGCGGUUGAUUUUGUCUGUGCCUGACAUAGAUGUGAAUGCGCAUGACACGUCAAUAGGAUUCACAGCGCUUCUCUUCGCCACGAGGGAGGGACAGGGUGAGGCUCUGCAGCUUCUGCUUGCUGAUGCGAGAACAGAUGUCAAUGCAAAGUCUGACAGUGGGGAUACUGCCCUGACGAUUGCCCUGAUGAGCAAAAAAGAGCAUAUUGCGGAGUUGCUCCUUGCUCAUCCAGCUAUCGAGAUCGAUAUGCGAUCCGUCCGCAUCGCUGUAGAGUCGGAACUGGAGGAAAGCUUGUUCGCCAAGAUGCUCAGAUGCCCUUCUCUGGACAUAAACAGGGACCUGAGUGGUGCGAAGUGUGGUGUCGGUUUUGCGCCGCUACACCUUGCGAUACAGCGUAACAACACAAGGAUGGUGAGGCAAAUUUUGCAGACAUCUGGUGUGGACUUGAACCUGCGUGCCAGCAGAAGCCGCACGCCUCUGCAUGUGGCAGUAGAGUAUGGUCAUGCCUCUGUUGCAGAAUUGCUUUUGUCAACACCUGGCAUAGAUCUCAAUGCCUGUACCUCUGACGGAUUUUCGGCGUUGGCGCUGGCAGCCGUCAAUGGACAGGUGCAACUCAUCAGGAUGUUUCUCAAGAUGCCAGGGAUGAAUGUGGAUCUCAAGUCUGUGUUGGCCUUGACUCUGCAGCAGGAGUCCAAGGAGUCUGAAGAGAUUGAGAAUUCUAUUCUUGCAGCCCGCGCUGAGGUCAGCCUGGAAGCCGCCAAGAGCUUCAGAGCCGCGGUGAAGAAGGUUCAGGCCCUCAGAGAGGAACUGGUGGCAGACCUUGAUUUCACCGGGAAGCUCUUGCGCGCAGCUACCCAGGAAGGAGAUGUCGAGCUGCUAGAACUGGUUCUGGCCCUGCCGAGAGUUGAUGUCAACCUAAAAUGCUUCUUUGUGGAAGGGACACCGCUUCAAUAUGCAGCAGAGAAAGGCAGACUUGAGAUCCUGAAGACGUUGCUCAAGAUACCUACUAUCGAUGUCAACGCAAACAGCAGUGGCUGGACUGCGCUGCAUGCAGCAGCCGAGCACGGCCAUGCAGACGUGGUAGAGGCCCUCCUUGAGGCACCUGGAGUCGAUGCGAAUAUCCGCUCGGGAUUCUACACCCCUUUGGCUAUAGCCGAGCAGACGCGACAAGACCAAAUCACAGCUCUGCUGCGGCAGGGGGGCGGCAAGAGAUGGUCCAAGAGCUGGGUCCCGGCCUUCGUCUACUCAGCGGCGGCGCACCCUGGCCGCGGCUGCGUGGGGGUGGUCCUGGUUGUCGGUACUCAAAACGGCCGCUUGCUUUCCAUCUUCUUGUCACAGGAAGGAAACAGCUUCAAGGCUGAGGUUAGCAAGCUGUGGCCAACGGUGUCAGAACAUUGCCUCUACAACUUCUUCAAGAGAGUAAGGAGGUACAGGACUGGUGCAGACGUGUCUCAAGACCGUCAUCUUGAGGAGAUACCAUUCAUGGCUCAGAAGCUUGAGAUUGUCGAGGCAGACUCUUCAAGCAGCCUUUUCGCCACCCUUGCCUGGAAUCAGGAGCGCUUAGCAUACUACACACACCCGCGUUCUGUGGGGGCUGCAGACUUGGCCUGGACAGCCUCUCUGGCGCAACUGGUAGCAGGCGAGCCAUCUACGCGGCUUCUGUCGGUCUGUCACAGUGGCAACGGCAAAGCUUCUGGCGACUCGCUACUGAUUCUAUAUACUGGCAAGGACACCAGAACGGGCGAGCAAGCAUCCUUGCUGAGCCGGCUCACCUGGCCGGCUCACACAGCUUGUCCACAGUCUUCGCUCGAGCAAGGAGAGGUUGUUGGACCGCCUGCUCCCGGAGAGGGACCUGGCUUCGUAGCUGCCUUUGGUGACAUCGCCGUGUGUGCUGUGAAGGUGGAAGGGGAUGAGCGCUCUGCCAUCUGCAUGGUUGGAACUGCGGCGCAGUGUCUACAGGUUGGCGUCAGUCAAAUCGUGGAUUGCGGCAUUUUAGGCCUCUCCUUGAUCCCAGAAGGCAUCAGCGCUGGUCAUGUGCAGGUCCUGACACCUUACGGCUUGCUCAGCUGUCCCCAGGACAUGUCAGCUGCCGACAAGGAGGACGCUGAUGGACACCAGCCAACCUCAGCCGAUGCUUUCAUACAGAUGGCUUACGAUCUUUUCGAUGCUGGUCGAGAGGACCAGGCCGUGUCGGUUUCCGUGCGAGCCUUUUCACAAGUCGGAGCCCAGCCAAUGCUCGCUGCAGUCGAUCAACGGACUCUGCAGCUGCUGAACGCAGGUGCGCAAACAGACAUCAGGCAAAUGUUAGUGAACAAAGCUCGCAGCCUGGAACGUUGGCUGCAAUUUCUGCAACAGGUCGGCAUUUGGAUCCGCAUGGGAAACGCGCCCAACAUAACUUCAGCCCAGCAGAAGGUUGUCGAGGCCUGCGAGAGAACAGCAGCUGCAAUGCGCAUGCUUGACUACCAUGACAACGCGCCACAAGUUUUUGCCAGCGCCAUACACGACGCUCUGGACCAAGGUGCAAACGCCGAGACAGAGGAUGAUGACCGUAGAUUCUACAGCUGCCUAAACUCAUUGGAGCAGCUGCUCGGCAGCUUGGCCCAGUACCCGCGGACACUGCCCUUUGGUUCGGGCGGGGCCUGGGAUGCGGUCAAUUUCGUCCAAACCGUGGUGUGCUCCUUCUUGGAUGCCGCGCUGGAAAAGCGCUCACAAGUCUUAUCUUCCUAUCCCUUGGCCUUGCCAGCGCCGGAACCGCAAAUGUCACAAAGGUAUUUCAUGACCAAACACUCUCGAGUUCCGGCAUGGUCAGGUGUUGGAAGCGGUUGGCUGAUGUCGACAUCAGUUCAACGUGCGCUUGAAGACCUUCGCGUCGUGAGCUUGGAAGUCCUGCCGACAGUUCCGCGGCAGCAGCUGCCACUGCUCGAUGCACAGGCCAUUCGAGUUGUGCAGGGGCUUCAACAACUCUGUCGCUCCACGCUGCUGGCCGCAUAUGCGAGCUUCGCUGAUCUGCACAGCGCGGCCAUGGCGAAAAUCAGGCACGAAGUUCUGAGCCACCUGGCAGAUGCAGAGGCAUGCUUAAUGGAAAAAGCAACACUUUCGGGGCAGCAACUACGGACACUUCAGUUCGCAGAGGAGUUUGAGGACCUUGAGCUCUUCGUCAAGCUAGCUGCAAGCACCGACGUCAAACGUCUAGAUGAGCAAAUGCAGGCAUCAGAGAAGUUCAGACCGCACGCGUUCACCUACUGUCUACAGCAUCCACCUCUACAUCCGUUGUUCUUUCGAAUGUUGCGCUCCUGCCCACCGAGCAGCGAAACUCUGGAGGAGCUCCUGGCUUCAUACCCAGAGAUUCGCUGGGCUCUUGAGUUUGGGCAUUCGGAGGCUUCAACAAGUCGGUGGCCUUUGGUGGCACAUGCUGUCAAGCAGAUAGGGGAGACGGCUGCUGCAAACGAGAGGAUAGCUGAGCCCAGACGCAGAGUGAUGGCGGCCGUGGCUGCCAUUGCUUCAGCCGCAACUCGAAUAGAGGCUUCGUGCUGUGGGAAGGAGAUCAUUGUGCUCUGCAAAUUUGCUGCCCAGGAUGCGUCUGGCACGCAAAGCAAGGGAGAGACGUUGACCAGCUUUGCCUCCACUUUCAAGCCAGAACUGCGACUGGAGGAACUGCGGGGAACCACCCAGUGCCCCUCUGCAGACUUUGAGAUCAUCAUGGCCAGCGACCUGACCAAGAUCAGGAAAGCUACGCGCUUCUGCAGGCAAGUCAAUCUUGCGAAUGAGGCGCCAGCCGAUCGGCAGUCCGAAAGGAGGUAUGCCGCCGAAGACGCCAAACGGCGACUGGGCGAGCCUUCGCGGGGUACGGGUGAGACGGUGGCGAUAGAGAUGCAAAGCAUGGAUGAGGUUGACCAAUCCAGAGAGCUACUGCCCGUGGUGUCAGCAGCAGCCUCAACACAUGCAGUACGGCAGGGCGAUGACAGGAACUGCUUCAUCUGCUUGCAGGACAGCGACAAGGACAAUCCUCUCGUGUCCUGCUGCUCAACAUGUUAUGCGCGUACACACAGAAGGUGUUGGCGAGAGUGGCGCAACAAUCAGCACCGAACGGCUUUGCGCUCCCAUUUGCUGGGGCUCCGCAUGCAGACGAGCCAUAUGCUUCGCUGCACAAUUUGCAAAUCCGGAACUGCCAUGGUGGAAGGAGAGGAGAAUGGCCUCUCCUGGAUGAACGAGCUGAUGUGUGGAGGGGAGCCCAGCGAAAACAGUUUGCUGGGACGGCUAAUCGCACUUGGAAACCGCAGAGAUGAUUCUGACGAGGAUCCAGAAGCGCAGCUGGAAGACUUGAUUGAUACGCGAACUUGCAUUGCGCUGGUCAUUUACUUGGGAGUGCUCAUCGUGGCCAUUGUCGUCGCAUGCCUCCUGAUCGUCACUCGCGGGUUCUGGGCUGGCGACGUGGUCCUCUGCUGCAUCAUUGCUCUCUACGAGCUCUCGGUUCUGCAGCUCGUGUUGCUGGCCAUUCUUCGACGGCGAGACACUACGCUGGCUUCAUCAGUGACAAG